Molecule: messenger RNA, 4911 nt
Organism: Anoplopoma fimbria (sablefish)
Lineage: Eukaryota; Metazoa; Chordata; Actinopteri; Perciformes; Anoplopomatidae
Gene: nwd1
Product: NACHT and WD repeat domain containing 1
Exons: 19
Molecular function (GO): protein binding
Source: RefSeq, a predicted model, not a curated record
AAUGUCAGCCUGCAGGACAUCAUGAGAGGACGGAUAGACGGAGCUCAGAGGACGAAGAAGAACUCAAACAUGAUCCGAGUGUUCAUCAGCUCCUGCUUCACAGAUAUGAGCAGCGAGAGGAAAGCCCUGCUGGAGAAAGCAUACCCAGAAGUCCUUGCUUUCUGUCGCAGUCUGGGGCUGGUGUUUGAGGUGGUGGAUCUACGUUGGGGGAUCCGAAGCGACUCGUCUGGAGAUCACGAGGCCUGCGAGAUCUUCCUGGAAGAGAUCAAGAGCUGUCAGAGGAUUUCAGCCGGUCCAGCUUUCAUCGCUCUGCUGGGGAACCGGUACGGCUACCGAAUACUUCCUCGCCUCAUCCCAGAGAAACAGUUUGAAACCUUUUUGUCCAGAAUCUCCAAGAACCAAGAAGGCGUCAAACAGCUGAAUAAGUGGUUCUUAAAAGACAACAAUGCGGUCCCACCCACUUACGUGCUUCAGCCAAUCACGACUCACUUCCCCCACUACAGCGACCUCCGACCUGAGAGCGGCCCGCAGCGGGACAAAAACCUCCUCUCUUGGCGAUCCACAGAGACUCAAGUGUUGAAGCUCCUACGCUCCUCCGCCACGGACGCCGAGGCAGCUGGUGACAUCAUAGCCGAGCAGAAACAACGCUUCUUCACAUCAGUCACAGAGCAAGAGUUUGAGCAGGGUUUGUUGAAGGACAACAGCGAACCGUCGGCUCUGCUCUUCGUGCGAGAUAUUCCCUGCCAGAAGGUAAGGGAUGGUCCCAAACGUCUCGCCAGGUUAAUGGACAUGACCGCCAAUGGGCUGCUAGACACAGAGGCUCAGGGACUCCUUGCUGGCCUCAAGUCCCGCCUCAACACUACACGGCAGAAGAUCCUCAACUUGCACUGCGUGGAGCUCAGCAAAGGAAGCAUCGACCCCAAACGCAAAGAGCACGCCCAGUACCUGGACAGGGUCUGCGAGCAGUUUGUCACCCAGAUGAAGGCCAGGGUUGAAGCGGUGGUCAAUUCGGUGGUGGGGGAGAGGCGUAGGAGGAUUUGGGGAAGCAUUGAGGAAGAAAGGGAGGAAAUCUCAGAUCGGGUGGUUGAAGAAGCUGUACGACACGCCACCAUGAGCACGGAGCUGUGCAGAGGUCUGUACGGCAGGGAGGGUCUUCUGGGUAAGCUAUGCUGCGCCAUGUGGGAGUCGACCAACGUCCGCCACAGCCCGCUGGUGGUGCACGGGGAUGCUGGGAUGGGGAAGACAACUCUGCUGUGUAAACUGGCGCAGGAGAUGGGUAGUGUUCUGGAGGCCGGGGGCGCGGUGGUGAUCAGGAAGCUCUCGGAUCGCCAUCCUCGGAGACCAGACAUCGACUACGUCCUCCGCAGUGUCUGCGUCCAGAUAUGUUUGGCUUGUGGUUUGGCUCUGCCCUCGCCACUGACGGCCAACACUCAUCUGGAGUUGCUCCCGUUCUUCAGGAAUGUCCUCACCGAGGUUUCCCAGCAAGGGAACACUCUGCUGAUAAUCCUGGAUGAUCUGGAUCAGCUCUCAGACCAACAUCAUGCUCACAAACUCCACUGGAUGCCCGCAGACCUCCCACCCAACAUCCACCUUGUGGUAUCCAUGGAUACCAACAGUGAGGCAUUCGCUAACAUGCGGCUGAAGUUGAAGAGUUUGGAGGGUUUCUUUGAAGUGGAACGUUUGUCCCGUGACGGCGGAAGACAGAUGAUGGAAUCGUACCUGCGAGCAUCUCAGCGAACUUUGACCCCAGAGCAAAGCAACACCGUGCUGCAGAGCUUUGAGCAGACUGGCAAUCCUCUGCACCUCACACUGAUUCUGUCUGCAGCCAAACGUUGGACAUCCUUCACCCCGCUCAUGUCAACACACCUGGGCCCCAACACACAGGAAAUGAUGUCACAGCUCUUCUUGAUGUUGGAGGAGAAACAUGGAAAGGAGCUUGUGGGCGGGGCCUUAGGCUACAUCACGCUGGCAAGAGAAGGUUUGCUGGAGGCUGAACUGCGUGACAUCAUGUCUCUGGAUGAUGACGUCAUCAGUGAGGUGUACAGGUACUCCCUCCCUCCGACCCCCUCGUUGCUCCGGCUGCCUCCCCUCCUCUGGGCUCGACUUAGACGGGACCUCGAGGAUCAGCUGGAGGAGCGCUGGACAGACGGGGUCGCCGCCAUCGCCUUCAACAACCGGCAUCUGUGCGAGGCGGUUUCAGCUCGGUAUCUGACAUCACAGCGGCGGGGGAAGAGCCUCAGGAUCCUGGCAGAGUACUUCCUGGGUCAGUGGUCAGGAAAACUGAAGCCGAUUGCCCUGCCUGGCCUGAGGCUGCUCCUCUCUGACAGAAAGGUCCCGCCCCAGCCAAUGUGGUUUGCUCCAGGAUUGGCCAACGUCAGGAAGCUUCAGGAGCUGCCCCAUCACCUGCUGCAUGCCGGCCUUUGGGACGAGCUGCGACAGGAAGUCAUUGGCAGUGCUGAGUGGCUGUACUGUAAGAGCAGAGUGUGUGGGGUGUCCAGUGUGAUCCAGGACCUGGAUCAGUGCUCCCAAUAUAUGGACUGCACUGAGACCAGGCUGGUCAGAGACACUAUGGUCCUGAUCAAACCCAGUCUGGACUUCCUGGACGGUCACAUGGACACGUUUCUAUUUUACUCCGAGCUGUUGGCCAGACUCUGCUCCUUGGCCACGCGUUUCCCCUCUGUGAUUGGUCAGCUGUGUAGCCAAUGUGAGGAGAGGUUACUGAUGUGUCCCGAACCGAUCCUCAUUCCUAAGUGCAGUUUCCUGCAGCAGCCAGGGGGGGCGCUACAACACACACUGACCGGACUGCAGGGAGGUGUGCUUUGUGUGGACGUCUGUAUGGAGGCGGGGCUUCUGGUUGCAGGCUCGGAUGACGGCAUGGUGGCGGUCUGGAGCCUCGCUGAUCAGAGGCUUGUAUACUCACUGCUGGGACACACAGGUGCGGUUCUGUUUAUCAAAGUGGUUGGAAGCGUCGCCCACUGCUUCUCAUUGGCUGCUGACGGCUCUCUGAGGAGGUGGAGCCUGAUGGACGGCCAACAGCUGCUCUGCAUCCAGGAGGCUCUACCUGUUGACUCCACCCCUUCCUCAGUACACCUCCACCUGUCUGAACAGCUGAUCUGUGUUUACACCAGGACACAGGUGAAGGUGUGGAAGCUGGACGGAGCUGAGCUCCUCCUCAGCAGCAGCAGUGAUGACGACGGGUCUGUGGUUCUGGGAGUUUUGGGAGAAUCCGUCCUUCGUCUGUGUGACUCUGGUCUGGUCAGAAUAUCUCAUCCUGCUAAUGAGACUCAAACUGUUGAGACUCGGCUGGAAAACUCACAGAGAGGUUUAACUCCUGUGAAAUCUGUUAUGUUACCCAAACGCGGAAAAGUGUUUGUGGUUUCUAAAGAAGGAUUCCUCUAUCAGAUUUCCAAGACAGGGAGACAGACAGCCGUCAAGUUUCCUCUGGUUCCGUCUUUGCUUUCAGUCACUGAAGAUGAAAAAAUACUGAUAGCAGGAAGUGAGCGGACUCUGAGCCUCUUUAACAUCGACAGAGACUCUGUGGACGGAUUCCUCGACCUCCAACACGACGACAGCGUUUUGUCCAGCUGCGUUUCAUCAGACUGCAGACUGCUCGCCUCAGGAGCUGCUGACCAACUCAUAAGAAUCUGGUCAGUGACCACUGGAGCGUUGUUGGACACUCUGUGUGGUUCAGACUCUCCCGUCACGUCUGUCGUGCUGUAUCACGGCUUUGUGGUAUCAGCCUCGACGGCCGCUGCCAGCAUCCAUCUGUGGAGUCUGAAGUACGACACCCGCCACAAGCCCACCGCCCACAUUCCUGCUGGCUGCGCCCAUGUUGCCGUCACUAAAGACGCAGAUCGAGUUUUCUACGUCCGGCAGCAGAGCCAGACAGAGGUCAUCAGCUGGAACAACAACACAGGUUCUCUAUCUGAGCGUUUGGCGGUCUCUGCUGAGGUUUGCUGUCUGGAGUUAGCUCAACACAAACGGCUGCUGUUCUGCGGCCUAACAACCGGCACCGUCCUCAUCUACCCGUUAGCCCUGCCCCAGGAGACGCUCUGUAUCCCCCCUCCGGAGAGCCUCUCCAGGGUGCUCUGCCUGGCUGUCAGCUCCCAGGAGAAGCACAUGGCGGUGGCCUACGAGGACUCAGUUUGUUUGUUCGAGAUCAGCACCAUGGACAGCUUCCCCACGGUGGAGGGACCCCUGGAGGGGUUCCGCCUGUCCCUCCUCCACGCCCCGCUGUCCUCCAUGGCCCUGCUGUCAGACCGCAGGCUGCUGUAUGGGACGAGCUGCGGAGAGGUGAAAAUCCACGACCUCUGCAGCGGCAGAACCCAAGAUUUGGAGCCUCAUGGCAGCAGGGUCACCUGCGUGACGGUCAGUAACUGGGGGACCCAUGCCCUGGUGGGCUCCAAGGACGAGGUCCAGAGGCUGUGGAGCCUGAGCCCUCUGGUCCUGGACCACACCAUGGAGUACAAGGGUUUUUUCUUCGAAGGCGUCCUCUCGGCUGCUUUCUCUGACAGCGACCAGUUUGUCUUCACUGGAUCUCAGGACAGAACUGUCAAAGUCUGGGACGUUGCUACAGGAAACCUGCUGUACGUUCAGUACGUCUACUCCCCCGUCGUCAGGAUGGUGACCUUCAAGAACGGCUUUGUGGCGUUGUCUCAGCAGGGCUCCGUCAUCAGAGAGGAGUUUUGCUGCCCGUACCACGUCAGUUCGGACUACAACCCUCUGAAGAACAUCAAGGCCCAGUACCGGGUCACCUCCAGGGAGAAGACGAACGGGGGCCAGCAGAGCCUCCAGGACUUCAACCCGGCCCAGUUAAACCUGAACCUCUUGAGCAUGCUUGGAACAAAUCCCUCCCCCACCUGUCUCAUACUGUAGGACACCUGGGCCAAAAGUCCAAGGGCCUCAAGGCUU